AUGAGCACAUCGCGACCCAUCUUCGAUCCGGUUGAUACAACCUUCGAUCCUUCGUUACACUCGCAGAAAGACGAUGUUGAAUCGCCUUCGCUAACGAGUGGAAAUGCCCUUGCUCGAUUCGAAUUCGAGCCAGGAAGGAGUAGAGAUGGCACAAAGGUCCUCAUGGUGGAGUGGGAGGAUGAUGCAUCGACGCGCGACGUGCAGGGUAGUUGGGAGAUCAGCUGGGAGGGCAAGAAGACGGUGCUGCCAGCACAAGAGUCUUCAGGUGAGCCUGGGGAAGAGCUGCCUGUCAACCGGAUAUACUUUAUGCUCGGUCCUGGAGUAUCAGUGCCAACAUCGGUCAAGCUUCGCAAAGUCACGGUACAGUGGCGGACAAACCCAUUGCCAGCCAUCUUUUCACCGGAGCUCGGCGCCACUGCAAGGCAAGCCGGCAAGAAGGGUGUCUUGCAUACAAUCUGGGCAAAGAAGCGGUUACAGGUCCUGCAGAAGGAGAUCGAUGCAGAGUCAGGGAAGAACAUCGAGGGCAUUGGUUUGGAGAUGGCGGCAGCCGAGAAAGAAUGGAUCGAAGACAAUUUUGGAGUUACCACGAAACCUGCGAGCAUUAGCACAUCCGCACAACCAGACAUGAGCGGCCCAACAAGUCCUCGAAGCCCCGGUGGAGGUAGACUGAUGGAUAAGCUGAAAGGCCUGAAGCUUGGAACGACCACACAUGAUCUUGGUGGACGCUCGCAGGAGAACACCACCGCGAACCAAAACCCACUGAGUCCAGAGGGCUCGGAUGUCGCGGUAGGCUCAUUUGGAGCAUUCGCUGCUCUGAAGGGCAUGCCGCCAUCCUCAGACCUCGCGGCAAAGCCUGCGCAGGUCCCGGAGAAUCAACGGAGAAUCGCUGCACAACGACCGCCCGAUUCGAUCGCAGCACUGCAGUCCCAGGGCGCCGAGAUGGCUUCGUUGAAUGCGUUCGCCAGUGGCGGUACCGGCUUUGCGAGCAUGCAGCCAGAAGAUGAAAAAGCUGACGGACUUUUUGCGCUACCAAUGAGUCCUCGGUCGCCAGAGAUGUCGAAAUCCCCCUUCUCCUUCGGCGCAGUCGAUACCAUGAAGUAUACACAAGGAAUAUAA
Recurvomyces mirabilis is the source of this 1116-nucleotide messenger RNA. RefSeq lists its product as uncharacterized. Bases 1 to 1116 code for a protein of 371 amino acids. The record is from RefSeq and is a predicted model, not a curated record. Lineage: Eukaryota; Fungi; Ascomycota; Dothideomycetes; Mycosphaerellales; Teratosphaeriaceae. The transcript has a single exon.